Molecule: messenger RNA, 3703 nt
Organism: [Torrubiella] hemipterigena
Lineage: Eukaryota; Fungi; Ascomycota; Sordariomycetes; Hypocreales; Clavicipitaceae
Source: the annotation of a GenBank genome assembly
GCCAACUGCAUCAUCCCGCAUCACCAUCACCUUCUCUCCCAAGCUUCAAUGGCUGCUGCACAGCAGAGCUACUAGCCCCGAAAUACCAGCUCUCCCAUUUCCGCAAUGAAUCACGCUGCCUCAUAACUGCAUCACAGCUCAGUAAACAAGGCGCCGUGCCCCUGGCGGCAUCAAGCGGCUCGACAUGUAUUGGCCCAUUGGAACGCCGCGCAUCUACGCUACCAGCAGCAAUCAAAUCGCCGUCAAUAAUCUGAUCCUCUCCUACGAUGGCCUGCAAUCGCCCAUGGAUGAUGCGCCUGUCCACGACAAUGGCACCGCCGAGCUCAAUGACGACGAAGACGACGAGUACAACAACAAUAACGCCGAAUCCCCUUCCCCCUCUCCUAAUCCAAACGACCUGAAACCACCGCCCACACCCAAGACACCACUGUCGCCGCGCACACCUAUGGUCCAGUCGGCCGAGUUUGAGCAGGACCAGCACGCCAGCCCAGUCAAAAGCAGAGCUCUCGCCGCUCCAUCUGUCCCAACCCAAGAUCCGAUAAUAGCUCUUCGUGUAUCCAGAGCUGGCCAUCUCUACGCCGUUAUUACAGCAACUUCCAUUACCCUCUGGCAGACGAAGCCUUCCGUUAUCUUAGCCAUUGUGGUUCGCUCCGAUUCUUCGCUCGAGGUGUACGGUGAAAAUGUCGACCUUUUGCUCCGCCCAGACUCCGCCAUCCUGGUGGUCCAGACGUCAAAGGGCUACCUAAUCACAUACUCCAUCGCCAGCGACGGAGAAUCCCGCGUGUAUAAACCACAAUUUCCUCAUUAUCAUAAUAUCCAGCGCAGAAAGCAAAGCCUCAUGGGCCCGCUCGCUGGCCUCCAGCCAGAUCAGUACCUCUGGGGCCCUGGAGAAGGAUCUGGUGUGCGUGACGUCAGCGUCCGCUUCCGCAUGGUUAUCAAGAUUGAUGCUGGCAUCGAAUCAGCUCUCGCUCUAGACGACGAACUAGUGGUAUCAACACGGAAACCUGCAGCUGUACAAUGCAUUCGAUGGACACCAGACAGCACGGGCAACCAAACUCGAACAGAGCUUCUAAGCCGCAUGUCGUGGGUCGAAAACAAGGUCUGCAUAACCGGUAUGACCUACGACCGUCCCAUGAACCUUGCUACCUGGGUUACCAGCGACGGAAGAGCAUAUGCAGUGCAGCGACAAAAGGAGAGGCCCCAGCAGGACGACGCUGACGCCAAGAAGCUUUUCAAAGGACAUUGCUUUCACACACCAGAGAGUGAGAACAAAGGUCAUGCUGUUCGCGCCGUUGUAAAUGCUCGGUUCUCGCUCAUUGCGGUAGGAUGCUCCGACGGUACCAUUCGCGUAUAUUCGGUCCGCGACUAUGCUGGAAAUAUCGUCCAUUCUCACACACAACAAAUCCCGACAUCAACAUCAACCUCGGGCGCCUUGACACACCUGAGCUACUCACCAGAUGGCUAUUGUCUCUUUGCUGGGUUUGCAAAGGGCUGGGCUACUUGGAGCAUGUUUGGAAAGCUCGGCACAAACAGCUUUGGCGCUGAUGCCACCCAGUCUGCGCUUGGAUAUGAAGAGCCAUGGCUAGCUGGUGUCGUUGGCGCAUCUUGGAUCGGCGGGGGUUCCGAAAUCUUGCUGAUUGGCCGCGAGAACGAAGCUGUUUGGUCUCUCGAGAUGGCCAAGAGCGCUGUGACCGGCUGUUAUAACGACGCCAACGUUUUCCGCACGGUUUUGCAGACCCCGACAGGCAUCAUGGUGUACCGUGGCUAUGAUUUACCAGAUAUGACAAGUAUCUCGGCAGAGCCUUUCUUGUGGCAUACCAGCAGAGUACCAGCCAUCUAUCUAUUGAACCAGUGGCCGAUACGACAGGCGGUUAUAUCGCCCGACGGUAGGUACGUAGCUAUCGCUGGCCGACGCGGUCUCGCUCACUACAGCGUUAACAGUGGCCGUUGGAAGACAUUUGCCAGCGAAGCCAUGGAAAACGAAUUCCAAGUUCGCGGAGGCAUGUGCUGGUAUCAGCAUGUCCUCGUUGCCGCCGUAGAGGGCAACCAUACCUACGAGCUGCGACUCUACUCACGCGAGACGGCGCUGGAUGCCUCACAGGUCCUUCACACUCACCCGCUGCCGGCCCCCGUUGUCCUCAUUACCACAUCUGGCGAAGACUCUCUCCUCGUCUACACAUACGAUAACCUUCUCUACCAUUUCAUCUUUACGCCAUGGUCCGACUCUAUCCGGCUUGUCCAGGUCGGCCAAAUUGCUUUCCAUGGCAUUGUCCGAUCUCCCGCUCGAGUCCGUGGUCUAAGCUGGAUCUUACCAGAUAGCCAACUUUCCGAUGGUGACCCCUCGCAAGAUGUUGCUGUAGCUUCUGUUAUCUUUUUAGUGGACGGCAAGCUUGUACUCCUCAGUCCCUCAAUGAACGAUGAAGGGCAACUGAAAUAUGACAUGCGUGUAAUUGCACAAAAUGUGGAAUACCACGCCAGCAUGCGCGAUCAGCCUUUGCUCAACAUGACGAGAGAAGAGGAAGCAUCAUCCCUCAAGAACGGGCCAUCUGCGCUUCGAGACUCCCUCUGGGUCUUUGACGGAACCGAGGUCAAAGCAUGGACCAACAUUGGCGAUAUUUUGAGCGCCGCCUCCUCUGAUACUGCCAAGGAGCUUCCCUCUCCAGUUUCCGUGCCCGUUGACUUUUACCCUCUAUCUAUAUUAUUAGAGAAGGGCAUCGUGUUGGGCGUUGAAUCGGAUCUGGUCCAGCGUCGUGAUGUCAACUUUUCCUUCUUCCACUUUGCCAUUCGCACACACCUUCUGCUGCCCGAUGUACUACGAUACUAUUUGCGACAAAACAGGACAAUCGAGGCAACAGCCCUCUCGGAACAAUAUCACAGCCUAGCAUACUUCUCUCAUGGUUUGGAAAUCCUUCUUCACCGUGUUCUUGACGAUGAGGUGGACUCGUGUCCCAAACCGGAAGAUGCGGUUCUGCCGCGAGUUUUGUCGUUGCUAUCGUCGUCAAAGGAAUAUCUCGAUGUCGUCUUGCAAUGUACUCGCAAAACGGAGGUUCGACAAUGGAGCACGCUGUUUGCCUACCUUCCCCCUGCCCAAGAGUUGUUUGAGGAAUCACUUCAAAGAGGCUCUUUAAAGACUGCUGGCGGAUACCUUAUUAUUCUUCACACACUAGAGGAACUUGGAGGAGCGGCGUCCACGGAACAGACAGUCCGAGUGCUCUCUCGAGCCAUGAGAGAAGGCGAGUGGGAGCUGUGCCGAGAGCUGGCUCGCUUCUUAGCCGCCAUGGACGAGACGGGCGAGAUGCUGGAGAAGACAAUGGCGGAGGCGAAGUUAGUCCUAAGUCAGGAUGACCCAGUGCCUGUCAAGCAAAUGGCGAGCUUAAUGGUGCCUAGCAUGGGACGAAACGGCGAUAGUGAUGACGAUGAAGGCCAGCUCUCGCUCUCCGAGUCGGGCAGCGUGAGCUCCUUGGCCAGUCCAUAGCGGAGUAUAUAGUCAGCAAGUUUGUUGCGGAGUUUAUGAUUUGAGGGUCUUUUUUUCUUUAUUGCGAUCAAAAAGUAUUCCAAUAGAAUGGUGGUGAAUUAGACUUUGGUGUUUUCUUGUCAUCUCGCUUGUACUGAGUGUUGCUGUAGGCGCUGAUGUCGCGUACAAUCAACACCACCACCCAACCAACCUAGAAAUAGAAAUAAUUUCUAUAUAACCCAUUUCUAU